AUGAAAACUCCCUGUUCUGUCUCCAGCCUGCUCCUGGCAGUAGCUCUUCUGGUCUCCCCGGGCUCAGCUGCUUCCAGAAAGCCGAACAAGACAGUCACCGCAGACUCUGUCUUCCGCAAUGGCUCCAUCUACUCUCUCGAUCUCCUCUCCACAAAAUACUCUGCCCUCGCCGUCAAAGAUGGAUACAUCACCUUCCUAGGUGACGAAGAAAGCAUUCAGUCGUAUAUCGCCAAGAACACCUCGGUCUUCAACCUAGAAGGCCGAAUGAUGAUGCCUGGUCUUGUGGACGCCCAUAUGCAUCCCAUUAGUGGCGGAGCUGGCCUUCUCAAGUGCAACAUGAACUUUCAGCCAUUGGGUCUCAGCAAAUUCCUUGAGAAGAUUCAGAGUUGUCUUGAUGAUGAUAAAAAUAAGACGGAUGAAGACUGGCUAGAAGUCAUUUCUCUUGACUACUACGCCUUGGUUGAUGAUACGGGUGGCGUUACGAAGAAAGACUUGGACAAGCUCAAGACAAAAAGGCCUAUUUUGGUUGCGUCAGCUGAUUCGCAUACCUUCUGGGUCAACUCCGCUGCGUUGAAGGUAUCAUCCCUCACAAGCAAGACCAAGGACCCAAGAAACGGCAAAUUUGAGCGCCUCCCAGGAAGUCAAGAACUUUCAGGAAUUUUACAAGAUUCUGCAACGAGUUUGUUAGCAGGACCGGCGCCACCAACAGCCGAGGACAACAUUCGAUCUGCCAGAGCAGCGUUGAAACUUCUUCGGGAGGAAGGUGUGACGAGCUUCCAGGAGGCUGCGUCCAGCGAGGAUACAGCUCUUGCGUUUGCAGCUAUCAGAAAAGAGGGAGGUUUAACAGCUCGUGGCUUUUUCGACUAUCUCGUGCAGCCACCAAAUAACACUGCGGGCAUUGAUGAUCUCGUCAAGGAUGUGGUCAAUGUUACUGCGACAUGGAGCGAUAAGAGAGAGUUGAGCCCCAAGCCUUCUAUGAAGUGGCACGCUGUCAAAAUGUUCAUGGACGGCGUUCUCUUGUACCCCGCCAACACCGGAUCUCUCAUCGAGCCAUACUUUCAGCCUGUGGCUAAUACCUCAAUGUGGGCACCCAAAUCAAAUUUUGGACCCAAAACAUACUGGGACAAGGAAACUUUGAGUCUUACCCUGACAAAACUGUUCAAGAACAACAUCGAUGCUCAGAUACACGUUGACGGAGAUCUCGCUGUUCGAACAGCCCUCGAUGCUCUCGAGGAGUUGCGUAACAAAAACCCCAAACUUCGGGAUUACCGCGUUGGAUUCGCGCAUAACGAAGUAACUGAUCCUUCAGACUGGCCUCGCUUCGCCGAACUGAAAGCCGAUCCUAUCAUGAGCUUUCAAUGGUCACAGGCUAGUUCAGUCUGGCUCCCGAAUGGUGUGAAGAGUAUGGGUCCAAGACGAUCGCAUUACAUGGAGGCUUUUGGAGAACUUGCCAAGUUUGGGUCUGCUAUUGUAUACGGUAGCGACUGGCCGUGGCUAGCCAUCAAAGCAGGCGUCACGCGCUCUGGCGAUCCCAAGAACCCUCACUCUCCCGCUUCACAAGGCGCACCCUACGACAGCAACGGUCUCCCUGGCCUGACCUUAACACGCGACCAAGCUAUCCGCGCUAUCACAACCGAGAGCGCUCGUUUCCUCCGUGCUGAUGCUUACAUCGGUUCCCUUGAAGUUGGAAAACUUGCUGAUGCUAUUGUUUUGAAGGCUAAUUACUUUAAAGUCCCCAAGGAGCAUAUUGCAAGGCAGAAGACACUGCUGACGAUGGUUGGUGGUGAGGUAGUGUAUAUCGCUGAUGAGGUUGACUUCAAGAAUGGUGUUAAGGCGAAGUUUGCGAAUGAUGAUGAUGUUGGGAGGAUGAUUAAGAGGAGGAGUGUUGGGGGCAUUCAGGGAAGGGAUUUGUCGGAGGAGGGGAAGGGAUCUGUGCAGCGGCUUCAGACUCGUGGAGCCUCGAAGUCUUUCUACUGA
Fusarium tjaetaba is the source of this 1977-nucleotide messenger RNA. Its product is annotated as amidohydrolase. The record is from RefSeq and is a predicted model, not a curated record. Lineage: Eukaryota; Fungi; Ascomycota; Sordariomycetes; Hypocreales; Nectriaceae. The transcript is spliced from 3 exons. Bases 1 to 1977 code for a protein of 658 amino acids. Gene Ontology annotation, molecular function: hydrolase activity, acting on carbon-nitrogen (but not peptide) bonds.